Arctia plantaginis is the source of this 300-nucleotide messenger RNA. NCBI's taxonomy places the organism in Eukaryota, Metazoa, Arthropoda, Insecta, Lepidoptera, Erebidae. The record is from the annotation of a GenBank genome assembly.
AUGAAUACACAACACAUCACUCACAUCGAUUUUUCUGCUUGUAAUUUUCGACUUCGGCGGCGGCAAACACUACGCCAAAUUGCGAACUACUUAAUUUUAUAUUCACAAAUCGUUGAUAUAUUCAUAAUAAAAUGGAUCAAAUCGCGAAGUUUGUUGAACCUGGUAAGCAGUUCGCCAAGGAUUCGAUCAGAUUGGUCAGAAGAUGCACUAAACCUGACAGAAAAGAAUUUCAAAAGAUUGCUAUUGCCACAGCAAUUGGUUUCUGCAUCAUGGGUUUCAUCGGCUUCUUCGUCAAGCUGA